Molecule: messenger RNA, 2266 nt
Organism: Manihot esculenta (cassava)
Lineage: Eukaryota; Viridiplantae; Streptophyta; Magnoliopsida; Malpighiales; Euphorbiaceae
Product: WD40 repeat-containing protein HOS15
Exons: 14
Coding region: 354-1964 (536 amino acids)
Biological process (GO): regulation of transcription by RNA polymerase II
Cellular component (GO): histone deacetylase complex
Molecular function (GO): transcription corepressor activity; protein binding
Source: RefSeq, a predicted model, not a curated record
GGAAUUUCAAAUAAAGAGAAUUUAAAAAAAAAAAAAAAAAAAGUGGUUCUCUCGCUAACAAUUGCGAUUUGCUGCUGCAGAGCCUGCCCAAUCCGUUUCUUCACCAUAGGAGCCCCACUUUCUCCGGCGGCUUCUCAUUUUCUCCUUCUUUCACCCCCUCUCUCUUUCUCUUUCUCUAGCUGGACUUUAAUAUUUACUAUAGAUUCGGUUUCUGGCCGGCGAAUUUGCGAGAAUGACCUCUAUAACUUCCGUCGAAUUGAAUUACCUCGUUUUUCGCUACCUUCAAGAGUCAGGUUUUACACAUUCAGCUUUUGCUUUAGGGUAUGAGGCAGGUAUUAACAAAUGUACCAUAGAUGGAAAUAUGGUUCCACCUGGUGCUCUUAUUACAUUUGUACAAAAGGGAAUUCAGUACUUGGAGAUGGAAGCAAAUUCGAGUAAUACUUUCUUCUGAUCAAGGGUUGUUUGAAGCUUGCCAGAGUGAUGCAGAUGUGGAUGAAGAUUUCUCAUUUUUGCAGCCUUUGGAUCUCAUUACAAAAGAUGUAUAUGAAUUACGCCAAAUGAUAAAAGAUAAGAAAAAAAAUCUGCACAAGGAUAGAGAUAAAGAAAAACACAAAGAUAAAGAAUUUGAAAGGGAACAUGAAAGAGAAAGUGCAAGAGUAAGAGAGAAAGAUAGGCAUGAAAGGGAGAAGGAAAGUGAAAAGGACAGGGAGAGGGUAGAAAAGGAAAAAGAGAGAGAUAAGCAACAUGAGAAUAAUGCUGAUAGGGAAAUGGUUCCUGAUCAAGCAGACAAGAACAAUGUCAAUCAUGAAGAAAAUGGAAAUUCUGCAGCACCAGAACCAAUGGAAGUCUGUACUACAUCGACAUCCCAGGCAUGCGAGAUUCCUAGUUCUGAUGUGAUGAUUCUGGAGGGACAUACAUCAGAGGUUUGUGCUUGUGCUUGGAGCCCAACAGGAUCACUUCUUGCAUCUGGUUCUGGAGAUUCCACAGCACGUAUUUGGACAAUAGCAGAGGGGACGUCUAGAUCUAGUGUGCAGAAUAGUCCUCUAAAUGUGCUGGUAUUGAAGCAUGUCAAGGGUAGAACAAAUGAGAAGAGCAAAGAUGUUACAACAUUAGAUUGGAAUGGUGAGGGGACCGUACUGGCAACAGGUUCAUAUGAUGGGCAAGCUAGAAUCUGGAACACGAAUGGGGAACUAAAAACUACAUUGAGUAAACACAAAGGUCCUAUAUUUUCUCUGAAGUGGAACAAAAAAGGGGAUUUUCUUCUCACUGGUAGCUGUGACAAAACUGCGAUAGUAUGGGAUGUGAAAACUGAGGAAUGGAGACAACAGUUUGAAUUUCAUUCAGGUCCUAUACUUGAUGUUGACUGGCGCAAUAAUCUUUCUUUUGCUACAAGCUCCACAGACAAUAUGAUAUAUGUUUGUAAAGUUGGGGAUACCCGCCCAGUUAAAACUUUUGCUGGGCAUCAGGGUGAGGUUAAUUGUGUCAAGUGGGAUCCAACUGGUUCGUUGCUGGCGUCAUGCUCUGAUGAUAUCAGUGCAAAGAUAUGGAGUAUGAAGCAGGACAAGCAUGUUCAUGAUUUGAGGGAACAUUCUAAGGAGAUUUACACUAUCAGAUGGAGCCCCACUGGACCUGGUACAAACAAUCCUAACCAGCAAUUAGUGCUAGCAAGCGCAUCAUUUGACUCAACUGUCAAAUUAUGGGAUGUGGAACUAGGGAAACGUAUCUGCAGUUUGAAUGGACACAGGGAUCCUGUGUACUCUCUUGCAUUUAGCCCUAAUGGAGAGUACCUGGCUAGUGGCUCCCUUGAUAGAUGUAUCAACAUCUGGUCUUUGAAAGAAGUAAAGAUCGUAAAAACGUACACUGGCAAUGGUGGAAUAUUUGAGGUUUGUUGGAACAAGGAAGGUGACAAAAUUGCUGCUUGCUUUGCCAACAAUACAGUAUGUGUGUUAGACUUGAGAAUGUAAAUUCUUGGUAGGGCAUUUAUGAUCUAGCAUUGCUCUCAAAGAUUGCAGUAGCAAUCUGUAUAGCCGGUCAUCAGUUCACUAUCACCGUUUUUCUGAGGAAUAUGGAAGUCCCAUCGUUGGGUAUGUUUCUUUCGUAUUAUAUCUCUAGUGUAGUCGUAGGUGUUACUACUUUUGAAUAUUUCGUUUGAAGUAUUCAAUUUUUAGCUAGGGUAAUGCUAUUACCUUUGUAUGAUAUGGAUCAGUUACAAAAUUAUGUACAGAAUUAUUCUAAUUGGAUCCAUAGCUUGUCAUUUAUGCUGCAA